UCCACAACCUCAACAAUAUAAACCACCACUGAUCAUAAACUGUGACUCAAAACUUAAAAGUUUCAACACCAGUUCUUAGCUUCUUACCACUUAAUAAUUUCUUCCAACCAUGCCCCCAAUCCAUCGGCAGCUGGUAGACCGUGUGGCCAUUGGCCGCUACCAAGAAGAGGUAGCGGACCCUGGCGCCAUCAGGGCUUUUGUGGCGGAAUUCAUUAGUGUGUUAAUCUUUGUGUUUGCGGGUCAAGGUUCGGGGUUGGCUUUUGGAAAGCUAACUCAUGGUGCGGAUACUACACCGUCUGGUCUGGUUGCGGUUGCAAUUGCACAUGGUUUAGCACUGUUUGUUGGGGUGGCGAUUAGUGCUAAUAUCUCUGGUGGACACGUGAAUCCUGCUGUUACUUUUGGUGCCUUUGUUGGUGGUAAUAUUACGUUGCUACGUGCCAUUUUCUAUAUUAUUGCGCAGCUGCUUGGGGCUGUUGUCGCUUGUUUUCUUCUUAGCUUCUCUACUGGUGGUUUGGCCAUCACCGGAUGCUCCUUGAGCGCCGGACUAUCAGUAUGGAGCGCCUUUGUCUUUGAGAUUGUCAUGACAUUCGGGCUGGUCUACACCGUGUACGCGACCGCCAUUGACCCGAAAAAGGGUGAAGUCGGCACAAUUGCACCGUUGGCUAUUGGUUUGAUCGUAGGAGCCAACAUUCUAGUCGGCGGGCCGUUUACCGGUGCAGCAAUGAAUCCAGCUGUGGCAUUUGGGCCCUCUUUGGUUGGCUGGGACUGGGGUAACCACUGGAUUUAUUGGGCUGGGCCCCUCAUUGGUGGUGGGCUCGCUGGUGCCAUCUAUGAGCUUGUGUUCAUUAACCGCUCUCAUGAGUCGUUACCUGGGUCAGACUUUUAAGAUUUGUGAAAAGACUUUUCUGCCCUUGUUAGUCUUGAAUAAUUGUUGUACUUAGUGAAUUGUGAGUUGGUGUGUAUGCUUGUUUUGUAUUCGAAUAUUCAUAUCUAAUUUGAAUAUUAGUGUUGUUUUUAUUUAAAAUA
Helianthus annuus (common sunflower) is the source of this 1026-nucleotide messenger RNA. RefSeq names its product aquaporin TIP1-1. Bases 110 to 886 code for a protein of 258 amino acids. The transcript is spliced from 2 exons. Lineage: Eukaryota; Viridiplantae; Streptophyta; Magnoliopsida; Asterales; Asteraceae. Gene Ontology annotation, biological process: transmembrane transport; water transport. The record is from RefSeq and is a predicted model, not a curated record. Gene Ontology annotation, cellular component: plant-type vacuole membrane. Gene Ontology annotation, molecular function: water channel activity.